GUUUCCAUGAAGCGUUUGUUUUGUAAAUGCUGCCGCGUUAACAUAACAGCUGUAAGAGUGCAAGUGUCUUAUGCACAGUAAAACACGGCUACUUAUCGUCGUGAUGUCAGUGCUACGCAGUGAUUCCAGUCUAACAAAACCCUUUAUUUACAAUCAUAGAGCUCAUUGUAAUAUGAGUUUACAACAAGUUAGAUCACACAUAUCAACGUUACCUCAAGUAAAAGAUGUAAGCGUCUUUGUGUAUAUCAAUCAUGGAAGUAUAAUAAGGGCAGGUGGCGCUAGAGACUUCGGCUGCAUUGCUUUGAAGCCGGCGCCGCCGUGUUAGUAACCGCUACACAUGAGGCUGGAGCACCCGAUGUCGGGCCGCGCUGUAGAGGUGCGGUCAGACCACUGUGCUGCGCGCGUGUACUCCUUCUGGGACCUGUCGCCUCCGUGGGUGAUGGACCAGGGUGCGGGUACAGGGGACGAUGUCGGCCGGACGGAGCCCGCGCCCGAGGGACACUUCUACAAGGAGAAUCGGGCGUCGGCGGACGAGCUGUUCCCGGACUACGUGGACUUGUAUGCGGGUCCUGAGGAGGAGGAGGAGGAGGGCGCGGGCGACGCGGCCGAGGCCGGCGAGCAGCCGGAGUGUCUGGAGGAGGGCGAACGACCGCCGACGCAGAAGUCUGACGUUAGCUGCCACGUCAGCGCCACCACGCUGCCCGGCCUGGCUGGCAAGGGCGGCAGCUCCUACUACAAGAACGGCGCCAUCAUGAUCACGCCCCAGGGGUACCCCAACGCCGUCAACAAGAAAAAUUUUCCGAGUUGCAUCCUGAUGCCUGGAGAAACGUAUAGGCGAACAAUUACCUACAGAUUCUUCACCGGUGCAGAAGGAAGGUGCACAUGUCCUGAAUUAUAUUAAUUGGCAAAAAUAAAGCUAAAGAAAGAACAUUUCAAAAAAGAAAUUUAAA
Messenger RNA from Schistocerca cancellata (South American locust), 950 nucleotides. RefSeq lists its product as uncharacterized. Bases 338 to 901 code for a protein of 187 amino acids. NCBI's taxonomy places the organism in Eukaryota, Metazoa, Arthropoda, Insecta, Orthoptera, Acrididae. Gene Ontology annotation, biological process: beta-D-galactose catabolic process via UDP-galactose, Leloir pathway; glucose metabolic process. The transcript is spliced from 4 exons. Gene Ontology annotation, molecular function: carbohydrate binding; aldose 1-epimerase activity. The record is from RefSeq and is a predicted model, not a curated record.